Molecule: messenger RNA, 1542 nt
Organism: Parathielavia appendiculata
Lineage: Eukaryota; Fungi; Ascomycota; Sordariomycetes; Sordariales; Chaetomiaceae
Product: MFS general substrate transporter
Exons: 5
Coding region: 1-1542 (513 amino acids)
Biological process (GO): transmembrane transport
Cellular component (GO): plasma membrane
Molecular function (GO): transmembrane transporter activity
Source: RefSeq, a predicted model, not a curated record
AUGUGGACGGGGGCUCAGGCUCCUCUGUAUCUGUUUGCUGGUGCCCCGGUCUACAUCUACCGCGACCUCGGCGGCGUGAACUACUGGGUGUGGUUCAUUACCACCAACCUCCUCGCCACGGCCGCCAUCUCCCCGUUUGUCGGUGCCCUCUCAGAUCUCAUGGGCCGCCGUUAUGUCGCCAUCGUUGGAAGUGUCACGAUUCUCCUCGGUCAAGUCAUCUGUGGAGCCGCGAAUGGAAUGCCCAUGUUCAUCUCCGGCAUGGCCAUCACUGGCGUCGGCACAGGUAUUGACGAGCUGACGGCCCUGGCCGGCACCGCUGAGCUCGUGCCGCUCUCUCAGCGCGGCUACUACAUCGCCGGCAUCGUGCUGACCGUCCUCCCCUUCCUGCCAUCGGCCAUGUACGCCCAGCUGAUCGCCUACCACUCCACCUGGCGGUACAUUUCCGUCUUGACGGCCGUCUGGACACUCAUUGGCCUCAUCGCGACAGUCGCCUUCUACUUUCCUCCGCCGCGCGCUCGGUUGCAAACCCGGGAGGAGAAGAUGCAACUGCUGAAGAGGACCGACUUUGUGGGAGGCUUGCUGUCCAUUGUUGGGCUCGCUGGCUUUGAGGCGGGGAUUCUUAUGGGAGGGUAUCAGUACCCUUGGACGAGCGUGCAGACUCUGGUCCCUCUAAUCCUAGGAGUUCUCUUGAUGGCUUCGUUCGUGGUCUGGCAGCGAUGCGGCACUGCCAACCCGAUGGUCCCUCGACAUCUCACCAAAGCGCCCCGGACCCUGGCUCUCACGAUGCUCAUCACCUUCAUCUCGGGCGCCAACUUCUUCUCGGUGCUACUACUCUGGCCUCCCGAGGCGUACAACGUGUACGGACAUGAUCCCGUCGGCGUCGGCAUCCGCGGCAUGCCCUUCGCCUUUGGCGUCUUCGGCGGCUGCGUCGCCUCGCUCUUCCUCCUCUCGUGGUUCCGCGGCCAAAUUAAGUGGCUCGUCUUCAGCGCCUCGGCGCUCAUGACGGUCGGCUGCGGCUGCCUAUCGCUCGCCACCGUCGACAACAUCCGCGCCGUCUACGCCAUCCUGUUCGUCGCCGGCCUCGGCGUCGGCGGCAUAACCAUCCCCGUCUCUACCAUCGCCACCAUCAUCUGCCCCGGCAACGUCAUCGCCACCGUCACGGCCCUGACCAUCGCCAUCCGCAUCGUCGGCGGCGCGGUGGGCUACGCCGUCUACUUCAACGUCUUUGUCAACAAGCUCGUCCCCGAAUUGACGACGCUCGUGGGCGCCGCCUGCGUGCGCAGCGGGAUUGUCGACCGCCAAGUCAUCCGCGAGGUGAUCGAACUGACGUCGGUGUCGCUGAUCAAGGAGAUUCGCCACCAGCCGGGCAUCGACGAGCGAAUCUGGGCCGAAGUUGUCGCCGCGGGCCAGCUGGCGUAUGCCAAUGCCUAUCCAUGGGUGUACUACUGCAGCGUUGCGUUCGGGGCCGUCUCGGUCCUCGCCAGUCUGUUCCUGGGCGAUAUCUCGGAGAUGGUGGAUGACACGGUCGUGGCCGCUAUGUAA